Molecule: messenger RNA, 696 nt
Organism: Hordeum vulgare subsp. vulgare (domesticated barley)
Lineage: Eukaryota; Viridiplantae; Streptophyta; Magnoliopsida; Poales; Poaceae
Product: bet1-like protein At4g14600
Exons: 4
Coding region: 205-570 (121 amino acids)
Source: RefSeq, a predicted model, not a curated record
CGUCCCUUGAUCUCAUCCCCUCCCCCUGCCCGCCGCAGCGUCAUCUCUCCCACCGCCCCCUCCGUUCUCCACCGGCCGUGCCGCCGCCGCUCUUCCCCCCGCACCUCCCGUGCCCCACCGCCCCAUCCCUCCUGAAUCCAGACCAGGCCCGACUGAACUUGCGUGCGAACGAGCCGGACGUCUCCUGCCCCGCCUACGCGCGCGAUGGCCAACCCGAUGUACGGCUCCGGGCCGCUUCGAUCCAGGAACACGCCGAGCUCGGACGAGAUCCAGCUGCGGAUCGACCCGGUGCACGGCGAUCUUGACGAGGAGAUCGACGGGCUGCACUCGAGGGUUCGCAUGUUGAAAGGCGUUGCCCAAGAGAUAAACUCCGAGGCCAAGUUCCAGAAUGAGUUCCUCAACCAACUGCAACUGACCCUUACGAAAGCUCAGGCUGGAGUGAAGAAUAACAUGCGAAGGAUGAACAAAAGCAUCAUCCAGCAGGGCUCCAAUCAUAUUGUCCAUGUUGUCCUAUUUGCUCUGUUAUGUUUCUUUGUUGUCUAUCUUUUGUCAAAGUUCUCUAGAAGAUAGCUCUUCUAUUGGUAGGUGAAGCCAAAUCGAAUCAACUGAAAUGUACCAUGUGUUGUAUUUAGUCUCAAAAGUGUGUUGCGAGUAACGAAAUGGAAUGGAAAAAGGGACUGGAUUGUUUACAUCGUA